AUGCCACCCUCAGACACUGAAGACGAUGUCCUCGAAGAAAAUGAAGACGACCUCGAGGAAGAUGCUGACAAUGACCUCGAGGAGGAGCUGUUCGAUGCCAUAAACGAAGAAGCCACUGAAGACGGCGAUGAUGUGCGUGAUUCUUCUAGCUCUACUGACGAAGGUUUCUUUGACGAUAACGACGAUGACGAGGAGGAGGAGUCAGAGCCUUCAAGAGACGUGCAACCGAGCGAGAUACCCUCACAGCAAAGCUCAGUCCAGAACGCGUCCUUACUGUCACCUGAAUCCCAAUCCCAUUCAUCUUCUGUCAAACAUGCCUCACCACCCUUGGUUCGCAAGCGAUCUCUUUCGCCUGCCCGAGCUCGGAAAAGAGCUCUCUACUAUCCGAGAGGCUCUGACGUACCCAUUUAUCGUACAUGUAUCGUCGAGGCUGUAUGUGCAAUACCCCACCCGGUUCCCAUCCAUGCACUCGCCUCUUCUCACUGCAUGACGCAUCUUCUCACUGGAUCUGAUGAUGGUUAUAUCCGUGACUACGAUAUUUUUACGGCGCUUAACGGAAAGAACUUCCUGACGGCGCCACAAAGACAUCACUCUGGUGUUGUGGAGGGAAUCAUGAAAUCUGGGCAGCUCCGUUUCUGGUGGGAGAAUCCAACGCCUCCAGACGUGUCGACUGCUUCGGCCGAGGAUGAGACAGGGUUGUCGCCGGUAUAUUGUUUAGCGAUGCAUUCAGACGCGCUGUGGGCUCUUGCGGGAAGCGACUCUGGCCCCAUCAGCCUGUAUACGGUGAGGCAUGAUCCUGGACGUUUAUGUCAUGUCAUGAGUGGUCAUCGCGGGCCCGUAUCUGCGCUAUCUCUAGACCAUGAUGAAAAGGGAUUCUUCAGUGCUGGAUGGGAUGGUGACGCGCUUCUGUGGGACCUUAAUACAGGCCAGAAGAUAAGAAACUUCACGUCUCAUGGUGCCCAGCUCACAGGAGUUGCGGUGCGGCCGACAAAUGCGGUAUUUGCAGAGGCAGGACCUGCAGCCAUCACCCGGCCCGAAACCGAAACUUUACCAGACGAAGGUACCACUGCAUCGGCACCUGCGAUGGCGCCACAACCCGUGCCACCAGCUGCAUCUGCACCUGAUUCACCAUCUCAAUCAGAUGGAUCUUUCGAUGACCUCUUCGACGAACCGGAGAACGAUACGCAGGGCAGGGCCCAAAACAAAUGGCGAGCCUCGGCAAACGGGGCUACGGGACUAGCUGUUCCUCCGCCAGCCCAGCCCCAACAGCCCCAACAACCCCCGCGUCCCAAUUUCGGCUUAAUAGCACCCUCCAAGAAUGCGCCCCCCUUGCUCGAUCCUGAGAGCUAUAUAAAAUUCUCGGCGGAUAUUUUAUUGACGGCGUCUAUAGAUGGCCAGGUGAUCGUUUGGGACAAAAGAGUGAACGGGGCGGGCGCAGGAGUAGGGAGACUCUGGAUGAAUGAAAAGACUCCACCCUGGUGCUUGUCGGCAUGCUGGUCUGCGGACGGCGGCCAAAUAUAUGCCGGAAGGCGUAACGGGACCGUUGACGUCUGGGAUGUACGCCAGCUUGGUCGUUCGGGUCCUACCUCCACCCCCAGGCUUCUGAAAACCCUGAGAAACCCACCAAGCUCCGGAGUAGUUUCAUGUGUCGUCGCCUUUCCAGAUAACAAACAUAUCGCCUGCGCGUCCAUCGAUAAUCUGCGUCUGUGGAACGUGGAUGUUGUUGAAUCUGACUCUGGCAGACCCAAGGCUGGGAUGCAGUUCAAGAUCAUACCGGGCCACCACGGAGGGUACAUCUCUAAUCUUUUGGUCGAUCCUGGAGGCAGAUUCUUAGUAAGUGCUAGUAGCAACCGCGGGUGGCAUGGGGAGUCCACACGGACAGUAUUUGUGCAUGACAUAAAGCAUGUUCAAUAACAGUUCACAACGCCGCAAUUUGGACCUUAAGGGCAGACCGACUAGUCUCUUCGUCAUUGUUUGGAUCUCAAGUUGUAAGAUUU
Molecule: messenger RNA, 1997 nt
Organism: Guyanagaster necrorhizus
Lineage: Eukaryota; Fungi; Basidiomycota; Agaricomycetes; Agaricales; Physalacriaceae
Product: WD40 repeat-like protein
Exons: 8
Coding region: 1-1914 (637 amino acids)
Molecular function (GO): protein binding
Source: RefSeq, a predicted model, not a curated record